Molecule: messenger RNA, 4075 nt
Organism: Xyrauchen texanus (razorback sucker)
Lineage: Eukaryota; Metazoa; Chordata; Actinopteri; Cypriniformes; Catostomidae
Product: serine/threonine-protein kinase DCLK1-like
Exons: 15
Coding region: 18-2315 (765 amino acids)
Biological process (GO): axoneme assembly; retina development in camera-type eye; photoreceptor cell development
Cellular component (GO): axoneme
Molecular function (GO): protein kinase activity; ATP binding
Source: RefSeq, a predicted model, not a curated record
CCGUUUUACUGGACGAAAUGGAGGAACAUUUUGACGAGAGGGACAAAGUUCAGCGUAACGGCCGGAGCAUCAUUCGAGCGAACGGGCUGAUGAGUCCCACUCACAGCGCCCACUGCAGCCUGUACCGGACGCGCACCCUCAAGACUCUGAGCUCGGAGAAGAAGGCGAAAAAAGUGCGUUUUUACCGCAAUGGUGACCGGUACUUUAACGGUAUCGCGUAUGCCAUCUCAUUGGACCGAAUUAGAACCUUUGACGCCCUGCUGGCUGACCUGACACGUACUCUUUCUGACAACGUCAACCUGCCUCAAGGGGUCCGAAUCAUCUACGCAAUGGACGGUUCCAGGAAAAUCACCAGUAUAGAUCAGCUGGUGGAAGGUGAGAGUUAUGUGUGUGGCUCCACCGAAGCCUUUAAGAAACUCGACUACACCAACAACAUCAACCCUAACUGGUCAGUGAAUGUGAGGGCCCUGGGCUCCAGCCCCACCUCUCUGGCCAGCUACAAAACAGGGCCACAGUCCAAAGAGGGCAAGGACUUCAUCAGGCCCAAACUGGUCACCGUCAUCCGCAGCGGAAUGAAGCCUCGGAAGGCGGUGCGCAUCCUGCUCAACAAGAAGACUGCCCACUCCUAUGAGCAAGUUCUCACUGACAUUACAGAUGCUAUAAAGCUUGAUUCUGGGGUUGUCAAGAGGAUCUACACCCUUGAGGGAAAACAGGUCAUGUGCCUUCAAGAUUUCUUUGGUGAAGAUGACACCUUCAUUGCAUGUGGCCCAGAGAAGUUCCGCUAUCAGGAUGACUUCUUGUUGGAUGAGAAUGAGUGCAGAGUGGUGAAAUCAAACACUCAUGUGAAGAUGGGGUCUGGAAACAGAAGCUCUUCCAGAAGUAUUGCCCUUUUCCGCCACAGCAAGUCUCCAUCUGGAUCAGUAAAUGGGACUCCAGCCAGUCAGUUGUCUGCACCCCAUUCCACAAAGUCACCCAGCCCGUCGCCCACCAGCCCAGGGAGCAUGAAGAAACGCAGGGGAUCCCAGCACAGUGGUUCAUCUCUCUCGCUGGCCUCUACCAAAGUCUGCACUAUUGAUGAGGAGGAUGGGCCCGUGAGUGAUGCCGAACCUGUGGAGGAGACGGUGAUACCAACAGUUCCAAGCUCCAUUUCAGAUCGGUACAAAGUUUGUAGAAUGAUUGGAGACGGGAACUUUGCAGUAGUCCAUGAGUGUGUGGAGCACUCCACUGGCAGAGCAUAUGCCUUGAAGAUCAUCAACAAAAGCAAAUGCAGGGGGAAGGAACAUAUGAUACAGAAUGAGGUGGCUAUCCUAAGAAGAGUGAAACACCCAAACAUUGUGCUGUUAAUUGAGGAGAUGGACACCUACAGUGAACUUUACCUGGUCAUGGAGCUUGUCAAGGGAGGAGAUCUAUUUGAUGCCAUCACCUCCGCCAACAGAUACACUGAGCGUGAUGCCAGUGGCAUGCUGUACAACCUGGCCAAUGCUAUCAAAUAUUUACACAGCCUUAACAUCGUCCAUCGAGACAUUAAACCAGAGAACCUUUUGGUGUAUGAACAUCAGGAUGGAAGCAAAUCCCUGAAAUUGGGUGACUUUGGCUUAGCCACCAUGGUAGAUGGACCCCUGUACACUGUCUGUGGAACACCCACAUAUGUAGCACCUGAAAUUAUUGCUGAGACCGGGUAUGGCCUUAAGGUUGACAUCUGGGCUGCUGGAGUCAUCACAUAUAUUCUCCUUUGUGGAUUUCCUCCAUUUCGAGGGAGCAUUGAAGACCAGGAAGCUCUUUUUGACCAGAUUCUGCUGGGCCAGUUAGACUUCCCUCUGCCAUACUGGGAUAAUGUUUCGGAUUCUGCCAAAGAGCUGAUAGUGUCUAUGCUGCAAGUGGAAGUGGAUCAGAGAUACACAGCACUGCAGGUUUUAGAUCAUCCUUGGGUUACUAAUGAUGGUCUUUCAGAAAAUGAGCACCAGCUGUUAGUGGCAGGAAAGAUAAAGAAGCACUUUAAUACUGGACCCAAGCCCAGCAACAACACUCCAGGAGUGUCUGUCAUGACGACCACCGCUCUUGAUAAGGAGAGGCAAGUUUUCAGACGAGGACGCCACCAGAAUGUGAGCGCAGCUCCCUGGAUCACCCAGCCAACCUGUAGCCUCCACAUCCCAGCCUUUACAUCCCAUCUGUGCCCCGAUCUGCCCCAGCCACCCACUGGGUUUCCCACUCCAGCCCUCACCCCCGAUCCAUGCCCCUCCACCACCACCACCGAGCCUGAAGACCUUUCCACCUGCUCCGCAGAGACCGUUCGCUCCCUUUACUCUCCUUUCUAGAAAGGGAAGGGGGCAAGUGGAAAGGGCAUUACAUGAGGAGAAGGUUUAUGAGGAUUCGGAACGUGGCUGAGUGGACUGAUGAACAAAAUCAUUUUGUAAAUGGGAUCACACAAAGGUGCAGGGAAAAUGAUGACCGGAUGUCAGGAAAGGGGAUUCUUAUUUAUGGUCAUUAUAACUUUUUAAUUUAUUUAUACAUGAUGGAUACAUUUUUCUUUUUUAUUCAAGUUAAAUAUCCUGUUUCUGUUGAAGCACUUUAAAAUGUACUUUUCUGGGUCCAGUAUUCUGCUGCACAAUGGAAAACCACUGUAAAAACACAAACACAUACACAGAACCUGAAUGAACCUCACGCUAACCGUAACCCCAACUAUCUCUAAAUUUUCUCUGAAUCUGAAUAUAUCACAGGACAGAUUCUAAGUUAAAAUAUACUCUCUUGCUAAUAAAGCACCAUAGAAAUGCAAGAUUUAGAUUUAAUUUAAUUAAAAUGUCUUUUUUUAUAUUACUCCUGAUAAUAUAAACUGGUAGAAUUGUUAAGAGAUGAAGAAAGAUUACGUUUAAAGUUUUGAUAUUUUAAAGGUGUUUUAGGGAAAUGGUUAGGAAUAAACAUGUGGCAGUUACAGUAUAUGAAGAUUGUAUACAUUUAAAAAUAUAUAUUUUUAGCCCUUACCAAACCUAACUCUAACCCUAAACUAGCACUAACCCUAAUCUAACAAUUUCUCUGAAUCUGAGCAAAAACUGUCAGCCACAGGACAGAUUACAGUAUAAAUGACCCAUGUUUGGUUAUAACAAAAUUUUGACUAAAUGUGUAGCUACUGCAUUUUGCCUUUGCACUGCAGUAUUGUUUUAAGGUUCCAGACAGUUAUUGGCACCCUGCAUCCCUGACUAGUGUUCCCCAAACUUUUCUAAGCAGACUGAAAACACUUGACCCAGCUCGAUACCUCUUCAGAGAUAAACCUAUAUCUGGAAAUACCUUCCCAAUGUGGUCACAGUACUGGACACAGAACUUGUUCAUACAUGAGAUAGGGACCUUUUUUGUAAUUAGUGUAAAUAAUAUAAUUUCAAUUAUUUUGAUAUCGACAAUAUAUUUCUUUAUCUUAACUAGACAAUGUAACAGUCAUAUUUAACCAUUCUACAGUUUUUAUGUAUAACGAACAUAAGCACAAAUGCAUUGUGGGUAAGAUAUACGUAACAUUCCUUAAUACAGGGUCAGCGCUUGAAAAUACAAAUGCCAUCUUGGAUUUCACAGCAAACCGUUCAAUACCAUUAAAUCCAUUUCAUUAAUGAAGGACACCUGUUCAGUGGUACAGCUUUGUAAUGAGAUCAACUGUUGGAGAUGUGGUAUUAGUUGCAGGAAGCCAGAUUAGGUUUGAGUGUCUUUGGUAUAGUGCAGUUAGAGGUGUAUUAGUACCUCACAGCCCUGCUUACUGUCAUUGUAUUCUCUCAUUAGUGCAUGGAAUACAGUGUGGCUCUGAACGUAUUAUAAAUGGAGACAUUUUCUUAUUAAAAAAUACAUAUUACAACCUGAAUGUGUUGUCGUAAACUUGGCCAACUUACCAAAGCAAUCCAUUGGUUUUAUUUCACUUUUCAAAUCUCACCUUGUCCAGGAUCCCCCAGUAUCACUCAAUUCAAAAACUGCCUGCACCUAUCGACUAGGUUUGGUGGAUUUCACAUCUUCCAGUUGGGAUUCAAUACAUGGGAUACAUCAACUCAAGUAUAAUAAGAACAUUUUCUCCUAUAGAAAUCAAAAGUUAUUAACAAUAGCC